Adelges cooleyi (spruce gall adelgid) is the source of this 4459-nucleotide messenger RNA. RefSeq names its product ankyrin-3. Lineage: Eukaryota; Metazoa; Arthropoda; Insecta; Hemiptera; Adelgidae. Gene Ontology annotation, biological process: neuronal action potential; negative regulation of delayed rectifier potassium channel activity. The record is from RefSeq and is a predicted model, not a curated record. The transcript has 23 exons. Gene Ontology annotation, cellular component: synapse; axon initial segment; membrane. Gene Ontology annotation, molecular function: transmembrane transporter binding. Bases 230 to 3733 code for a protein of 1167 amino acids.
CCGGUGAUUUGCCCGUCAUCCGAAAUGCACAACGGAUCCAGUGCAACGCCACCAAAUAACAAUCGCUAUUAAAUUAAAAAAACUCUACCACCGUCAAACAACGAACUUGACGGGUUAUAAUUUCUGUUUUUUUUUAUUAUCGGAAAACGUUUUUUUGUUUUGUUUUACCCAUUCGUUUCGAUUUGUCGUCUACCGUGAUUUGAGGGAGCCGUUAACGAAUUAUCGAAUUAUGUUCAACAAGAAAUUCCCUUCGGCCCUCAGCAUCAACUCGGAGGGUAACACCUCUUCAUUUCUGAGAGCAGCUCGUUCCGGAAAUCUUGACAAAGUAAUCGAACAUCUAAAAAACAAAAUUGAUAUAAACACAGCGAACUCUAAUGGCUUAAACGCUUUGCAUCUAGCUUCAAAGGAUGGUCACAUAGAUAUUGUCAGAGAACUGUUGAAGAGAGGCGCCAACGUAAACUCGGCAACAAAAAAAGGCAACACCGCGCUUCAUAUCGCUUCUUUAGCCGGUCAAUACGACGUGGUAGUUAUUCUCGUAGAACAUGGAGCGAUGGUCAAUGUGCAAAGCCAAAACGGUUUCACCCCGUUGUACAUGGCCGCACAGGAAAACCAUGACAGAGUUGUCAAGUAUUUAUUAGCAAAUGGCGCCAACCAAAAUUUAGCGACUGAGGAUGGAUUUACUCCAUGUGCUGUUGCAAUGCAACAAGGCCACGAAAAGGUGGUAACGGUGCUUUUGGAAAAUGACACGAAGGGUAAAGUACGCUUGCCCGCGUUGCACAUUGCGGCAAAAAAAGACGACUGCAAAGCUGCUGACUUACUCUUACAGAACGAUCACAACCCAGACGUGACAUCUAAGAGUGGAUUUACUCCACUACACAUUGCUUCACAUUACGGAAACGACGGUAUCGCGAAACUGCUCCUCGCUAAAGGAGCCGAUGUUAACUACUCUGCAAAACAUAACAUAACACCGUUACACGUAGCAGCCAAAUGGGGUAAGGGCAAUAUGGUAUCUUUGUUGUUGGAGAGCGGAGCCAACAUCGAGGCGAAGACAAGAGACGGACUCACUGCUUUGCAUUGUGCCGCUAGAUCCGGGCACGAUCAAGUCAUCGACAUGUUGUUGCAGAGAAACGCUCCGAUAAGCUCCAAAACCAAGAACGGUUUGGCAGGACUGCACAUGGCUGCUCAAGGUGACCACGUGGAAGCAGCCAAGGUUUUGUUGACCAAUAAUGCCCCGGUAGACGACGUGACUGUAGACUAUCUAACUGGUCUUCAUGUGGCCGCUCACUGUGGCCAUAUUCGUGUUGCCAAGCUUCUGUUGGAGAAACAUGCGGAUCCAGACGCUAGGGCUCUUAACGGAUUUACGCCAUUACACAUUGCGUGCAAGAAGAAUCGUAUUAAAGUGGUAGAACUACUUCUCAAGUACAAAGCUAGUCUGGAAGCCACUACAGAGUCUGGCCUUACACCGUUGCACGUCGCUAGCUUCAUGGGCUGCAUGAGUAUUGUUAUAUUCUUGUUGCAACACGAAGCCAAUCCGGAUCUACCGACGGUAAGAGGAGAAACGCCUCUGCAUCUAGCCGCUCGAGCUAAUCAAACGGAUAUAAUACGUAUAUUGCUACGCAAUGGAGCCCAAGUGGACGCCAAAGCUAGAGAAAAGCAAACACCAUUGCAUAUUGCAUCCAGAUUGGGUAAUGUUGAUAUCGUGAUGUUGUUAUUGGCACACGGAGCGGCGGUCGAUUCGACUACAAAAGACUUGUACACAGCUCUUCAUAUUGCAUCUAAAGAAGGCCAGGAGGAGGUUGCAUCAGUGUUGUUGGAGAAUGAAGCCUCAGUGACGGCAACAACUAAAAAAGGUUUUACCCCAUUACACUUGUCAUCGAAGUACGGAAACAUUAAAGUGACAAAGUUAUUAUUGCAAAAAGACGCUCCUGUCGAUGCACAAGGAAAGAAUGGUGUUACUCCAUUGCAUGUAGCAAGCCAUUACGAUAACCAAGCUGUUGCAUUAAUGUUACUCGAUAAACAUGCUUCGCCUCAUGCCACAGCUAAGAACGGGCACACUCCUCUUCACAUAGCUGCAAAGAAGAACCAAAUGGACAUUGCAAAUACGUUAUUAGAUUACGGAGCAAAAACCAAUACAGAAUCCAAAGCCGGCUUUACUCCUCUUCAUUUAAGUGCUCAGGAAGGCAAUGUCGAGAUGUCUACAUUGCUCCUGAACCACAAUGCAGAUCCUAAUUUCCAGUCAAAGAACGGCUUGACACCAAUGCAUUUGUGCGCCCAAGAAGAUAAGCAUAAAGUGGCAGUUGUAUUGGAUAAUUACCAUGCAGAUAUUAACACCAAAACUAAGGCCGGAUUUACUCCUCUGCACGUGGCUUGCCAUUUUGGUCAGUUAAACAUGGUUCGUUUUCUAACAUCUCGUCAAGGAAUUAACAUUAAUGCAACUACUGCUUCUGGAUACACUCCUCUUCAUCAAGCGGCUCAGCAAGGCCAUUCCACGAUUGUCAGUCAUUUGUUGGACAAAGGAGCAGAUCCGAAUAUAUUAAAUAGCCAAGGACAAACGGCUUUAUCUAUUUCACAAAAACUGGGGUACAUCAGUGUCGUCGAAGCGUUGAAAAAUGUCACAAAAGCUACACCUACAUCCACGUCUGACGAAAAAUAUAAAGUAAUUGCACCGGAAACCAUGCAAGAGACUUUUAUGUCAGACUCUGAAGAUGAAGGUGACGUUUUGCAAAGUGGAAGUGUCGAGUACGGUCUCAACGUUAUUGUUCGGCCGAUAGAAAAUGUAACCGCGUCGUCACGAGAGGAAACCAUGGUAAAUGAACAGUCGUACAGAUAUUUGACAGGCGAAGAAAUGAAAGGUUUCGGCGACGAGUCGGCUCCCAUUGACGUCACCAGGGAUGAACGAUGCGAUGUCAACGCCGCGCCUCCCUCGGCCAUCGAUGAUGUAAUCAGCCCGCAAACAGUAUACGACCAAUACAGCGGUCCCGUCGACAACAUUGACAUUGUUAAAUAUCCGCCCCACGUUGGUCGUUUGCAAUGGAAAACAUUUUUGGUGAGUUUCUUGGUGGACGCCCGUGGAGGUGCAAUGCGCGGAUGUCGCCAUAGCGGAGUCCGAGUGAUAGUGCCACCGCGGAGGGCGUCAAUGCCUACCCGCGUGACUUGCCGCUACUUGAGACGGGAAAAACUCAUACACCCUCCGCCGUUGAUGGAAGGGGAAUCAUUGGCCAGUAGGAUAUUAGAACUUGGACCGGUUGGAGCGAAAUUCUUGGGGCCCGUUAUGAUCGAAGUGCCCAACUUUGGGUCGUUGCGAGGUUCGGAGAGGGAAAUCGUAGUACUCAGAUCCGACAACGGGGAGACGUGGAAGGAGCACACGGUCGAAGUGACUGACGAGGUGGUGAAGGACAUAAUCGGAUCGAAUUUCGACAAAGAAGAUCGCGACCCAUGGCAUUCCGGCAACCGGUUGACGCGCAUCGUGACCACGGAAUUCCCACAUUACUUUGCCAUCGUGUCCCGGGUCAAACAGGAAGUGCACGCAAUCGGACCGGAGGGCGGUAUGGUAUCUUCGACGGUGGUGCCUCAGGUGCAGGCGGCGUUCCCGCAGGGGGCUCUCACCAAGCGCAUCAAAGUCGGCCUACAGGUAAACUUGUUUAAACCGCGGCGAAACGUGGCCAGCACGUGCCUAAAGAAAAUCUCCGUGAACCACGUGCCGAAAAAAAAACGGUUCUCGCUAAUGUGGUAAACGUUAAGUGCGCUCGAGGGCGUUAAACGGCGAUGACGGCCAAUUUGGUCCACAGAAAAUCCUAAAAAUAUGUAUAAACUGACGAUACGCCUUUAACAUACACGCUUUCGACUCAUUUACACUGCGCCAAUAAUAAAAACGUUACAUUUUGUUUACUACCUAUUCUAUCCCAUAAUAUAUUACAAUAAUGGUAUAAGGGCGAAAAAAAUACCAAAAUAAUUAUCUAGUCACUAAUCUAUAUCCAAAUUGAAAACGACACUAGUCACACCCGUCACCAGGACGUAAUACCAAACUUAACUUGUAUCAACUAAUAUAAUUUAAUCGAAUUAUUAGUUUAUAUUGAUUACCUAAUGUAUUAUUUUUUUAUUAUUAUAACAUUAAAAAAAUAUAUAUAUAUUUUUUCAAAAUUAAGCAACAAAAAAAACGUGACAUAUGAAUAUUGUAUGUGUUCAUUGCGUGAUUAAUUUGUUUUUAAGGGAUUUAUUGUUUAGCAUUUUAACAUUAAAAAAAUGAGUCUAGUGAUUUACUUCAAGGUUUGGCAUACAGUCAAAAGCUUAAUUAAUGCGUCUGAUUGAAAUAACAUAUUAUAUUUGUACAGUCAAUGAAACAUCCUUUUUAUGUAUUUGAAAUAAUGUGAAAUCAUAUUAUUUUUAUUCUUAAGACUUAUAUAUGUAUUUAUAUUUUGAAUUUAAACUCAUCGCUUUAUAAUAUCAUUUCCACCAAAUG